This is a messenger RNA of Lolium perenne, 1970 nucleotides long. Its product is annotated as FACT complex subunit SSRP1-A. Gene Ontology annotation, molecular function: nucleosome binding; DNA binding; histone binding. Lineage: Eukaryota; Viridiplantae; Streptophyta; Magnoliopsida; Poales; Poaceae. Gene Ontology annotation, cellular component: nucleus; FACT complex. The record is from RefSeq and is a predicted model, not a curated record.
UGCGCCGCGGCCGCGCGUUCCUACCAAUCACCUAUUCCCGUCCGAGAGCCGAUCGAAGCGAGCGAGGUGAAGCGGAGCGGCAGAAGCCGGGGGCCGACUGCCGAGCCGGAGGGUCGCGCGCGGGGUAGCCAGCGCGGCGGCGGGGGCGGAGAUGGCGGACGGCCGCCUCUUCGACAACAUCCUCCUCGGAGGCAGCACCGGCACGAAUCCUGGCCAGUUUGAAGCGAGUUCUGGAGGGCUUACAUGGACCAGACAAGGUGGAGGAGAGACGAUCAGGAUCGAUAAAGCUGAUAUAACUUCUGUGAAAUGGACGAAAGUGCCCAGGGCAAAUGAGCUUGAAGUCAGCACCAAUGAUGGCCUGUUCUACAAGUUUAUUGGCUUCCCGGAACAGGUGCUAUGGGAGGCAAUACUGAAUGGGAAUGAUCGCUUGAGUUGUAAUGAAGAGGCAGUUGUCACCUUUGAUGGAAUAGCUAUUCUUACACCAAGAGGGAGAUAUGGUGCUGAGCUUCAUCUUUCAUUUCUGCGGCUCCAAGGAGAAGCUAAUGAUUUUAAGAUUCAAUAUAGCACUAUUAUUCGCCUCUUUGUUUUGCCAAAGUCAAACAAUCCUCAUACACUUGUGGUUGUCACACUUGAUCCUCCAAUCUGUAAAGGGAAAACGCUGUAUCGUCACAUUGUAAUUCAGUUUGAGACAGACACUAUCGUUGAGAAAAGCAUGAAAUUAAGCAGAGAGCUUCUUGCUCAAAAAUACAAAGGCAGGUUGGAGGAAUCUUAUCAGGGUCUAGUACAUGAGGUAUUCGUCAAAGCCCUUCGUGGUCUAUCUGGUGCUAGAGUCACAAGGCCAGGAUCUUUCAGAAACUCCCAAGGUGGUUAUGCAGUUAAAUCAUCACUCAAAGCUGAAGGUGGACUCUUGUAUCCACUUGAAAGGGGCUUCUUCUUUCUGCCGAAGCCCCCCACGCUCAUUAUAGAUGAAGAGAUCGAGUUUGUUGAAUUUGAACAUCAUGGCACUGGGGGAGCCAGUAUGUCAUCUCUUUAUUUUGACCUCAUCGUCAAGCUAAAAAAUGACCAAGUGCAUCUCUUCAGAAAUAUUCAAAGGAGUGAAUACCAUAACCUCUUCAACGUUAUCAUUGCAAAGAACUUGAAAUUAAUGAACCUUGGAGAUGGUCAAGGUACAAGUGGUGGGGUUGCAGAUAUUCUACCGGAGACUGAAAAUGCUGGCGGUGAUCUCUAUAUGCCAAGAAUGAAAAAUCAGGCAGGGGAUGAGGAAAGUGAUGAAGAGGAUGAAGAUUCUGUUCUAGAUAAGGAUGAUGGUGGAUCUCCUACCGAUGAUUCUGGUGGUGAGGAAUCAGAUGCUAGUGAAAGUGGUUGUCAAAACGAGAAGUCAUCCAAAAAGGAAGCCAGUAGUUCAAAGCCACCUGCGAAAAGGAAGCCUAAGGCCAGGGAUGGUGAAGGGUCAGAGAAAAGAAAGUCAAAGAAGAAGAAAGAUCCUAAAGCACCCAAAAGAGCAGUGUUGCCAUACAAGUAUUUCUCAAUGGCUGCACGGCCGGGAGUGGAGGAGAGCUACCCAGAUUUGCCUCCGACUGACAUUUCGAGGAAGCUUGGCGAGAUGUGGCAAAAGAUGUCAUCCAAAGAGAAACAGCCUUACAUUCAGCAGUCUCAGGUCGACAGAAAAGGGUAGGAGAAGGAAUAUGCUGCCUACCGUGCUGCUGCCCCAGUGGACGUGGACUCCGACUAGACGACACAACACUUCUGCAGUCGACGCGAUUUUUUUUUAAGCUUUCGGGGGAUUUAGGAACGUGUUAAUCACAAUAGUGCAUUUUGGACAAGAAGCAGAAGCAUGCGAAAAUGAAAGUGCAUACCAUGAAUGGGUGUUUAUGGGUGAUGAAAGCGCACUGGUCACGUACUAAAGAGACCUUGAUCGCUCGUCAGGGAAGUUCUGGGCACGUGUUUGACAUGAUUAAAUAUUCCAAGAA